GAUGUCUCCAAAUGCGUCGGGAAGCAGGGAAAGGAGACGCGCGGAACGUGAUUGAAUAAACGCGGGUUCGGGUUCUGCAGGGGAAAGGCUGAAGCCGGGCCGCGGGCGGCGGACGGGACUUCAGGUCUCGCGGGAGUUGGAGGGUCGGGGCGCGAAGUGGGGGGCGCGCGCUCGGAGCCUCCCCCUCCCCCACCCCCCGCGCCCGGGGUCUUCGCCCCUCGAGAUUCCGAGGCCGAAGCCCGUCAGGCCCGACUCGCCGCGGGUCGCGACGGGGGCCAGGGCGCCGCGUCCUCGGGGCGCGACGGGCGUCUCCCAGGCGACGGGCUCCACACAAGAUGGCGGACGAGAAAGAAAAGGAAAGCGCAGAGUUAGCAGUAGCAGACUUGCAAAGAAAAAUCAGAGAGGCGUUUGAAGUGUUUGACCAUGAGCUGAAUAAUACAGUGGAUGUGAGAGAGAUCGGAACCAUCAUCAGGUCCCUGGGAUGCUGCCCGAACGAAGGGGAGCUGCAUGAUCUGAUUGCAGAGGUAGAGGAAGAAGAACCCACUGGAUACAUUCGAUUUGAAAAAUUUCUUCCAGUGAUGACCAAUAUACUAGCGGAAAAAAGAUACAGACCAAUUCCAGAAGAAAUCCUUCUUCAAGCUUUUGAGGUAUUAGAUCCAACUAAACGUGGAUUUCUUUCUAAGGAAGAACUGAUCAAGUAUAUGACUGAAGAAGGUGAGCCCUUUUCUCAGGAGGAGAUGGAAGAAAUGCUGUCUGCUGCAAUUGGCCCAGAAUCGAAUUUCAUUCAUUACAGGGACUACAUAACCAUGAUGGUGAUAGAUGAAAAUUAAACACUCUGAAGGCUCACUUUCUAAUUGAAAGGAUAAUUUUUAAAAAUUGCUUAUCUUUGUUCAUUUCACAUUAUAUCUUACAAUUCCUUAAUAUGCUAGUCAAUUUCUCAUGACAACUAUUUCAAGAUAUUCUAUUUUUUAAAAGAUGAGCAUAACAAUUUAAAACACGUUUAUUUGGUAUGUCUUGCAUUGUGGGAUGACAAAUUGCUAAUUAUUUAAAAACUAUUCUUAAAACACUUCAACAUUAUCCAUGGAUGGUUGUUAAUUUUCUGCAAUAAAAUCUAGGUUACCUUCCAGUGA
Molecule: messenger RNA, 1130 nt
Organism: Myotis daubentonii (Daubenton's bat)
Lineage: Eukaryota; Metazoa; Chordata; Mammalia; Chiroptera; Vespertilionidae
Gene: DRC8
Product: dynein regulatory complex subunit 8
Cellular component (GO): sperm principal piece
Molecular function (GO): calcium ion binding
Source: RefSeq, a predicted model, not a curated record